Molecule: messenger RNA, 604 nt
Organism: Sipha flava (yellow sugarcane aphid)
Lineage: Eukaryota; Metazoa; Arthropoda; Insecta; Hemiptera; Aphididae
Product: protein ALP1-like
Exons: 1
Coding region: 59-571 (170 amino acids)
Source: RefSeq, a predicted model, not a curated record
ACUGUGACCGGCCACCUCACCGAGGGGAAAAACCUACCACCGACUUGAGGCCGUGUCAAUGUUUCGAGCAUCAAUAAUUAAGAAUUGGAUUACAACUGGAAGAUUAAAUAUACCAUUCCCUUCAAAAUCAAUAGAUGAUUUAAAUGAUUAUAAUUUUCCUUUCUACUUUGUCGGCGACGAAGCCUUUUCAUUGACACCAUAUUUGUUGCGACCAUACCCACAGAGAACUCUUGAUAAUGUCAAAAGAAUUUUUAACUACAGACUAAGCCGAGGUAGGAAAACUGUGGAAUGUGCUUUUGGAAUGAUGACCGAAAAGUUUCAAGUUUUAAGCAGUGCAAUUCGCAUCCGUAAUACAGAAAGAGUGACUGAUAUUAUAAAAUCUGUGUGCAUUCUUCACAAUUUCAUUCGCAAAAAAGAAGGAAUUAAAUAUACACCAUAUGAACAAGUUGAAAACAUUCAAGAUAGCAUCGAUAGUACAACGGUAUUACCAAUUCAAGAUCUUGUGUUACGUGAUCGUGCUUCCGCUCAUGAAGUUAGAAAUUAUUUAGCAAAUUACUUUCUCACUCCCUGAGCCUCUAUUCCAUGGCAGUGGAAUUAUUGUGUU